Molecule: messenger RNA, 3040 nt
Organism: Cladocopium goreaui
Lineage: Eukaryota; Dinophyceae; Suessiales; Symbiodiniaceae
Source: the annotation of a GenBank genome assembly
GUUGACUCUGCAGUUGAGAAAUUGGAUCAGGCAGCCACUUUGAAACAUGUGGUUUUGUGCACCGAGGAGCAGUCCGAUGCUUUGCAGUUAAGUGGGGCCACUGUUUCUUCGAUUUUGUGGAUUGAACGUAGCCCCGGAGAAAGCGAAACUGAGUAUAUGUUGAGAGUCAGCAAAAUGACUCCCAAUCUCGGUGUCACUGUUGGACGCAACCAGCUUGGUUGCCGUUCCAAGCGUGAAGCAAAUGCAUUAGCGCAUCGGGUUUGGAUUGCUGAGAACUUCCCACCGUCGUGGGGCGCAGAUGUUGUUGAGAGCGCUUUGCACACUCCUUUUACUGAUGUUGAGAUGUUGAAGCAGCAGCGCAACAAGGGCCAAUCUGACUUUUAUUUCCGUGCUUCUUCAACUGGUGAUCGAGAUUUGGUGGCUAUUAAAGAAGAAGGUAAGGGGACGGCCACCUUUUGGGCCCGUUGGGCCCCUCCGAAGAAUCGGGUUGGGCCCACAAAGGAGGUGCGCAAUGAUUUUUCUAGGCCACUCACUGAGUCAGUCACAGGCAAGCUGAACACACUUCAAACUGUGGCGGACGCCAAAUCUACUCCAGGUGCUGGUGAAACACCGAAUAGCAAUGGUGAGCCUCCAAAAGGGCAGUCAGCUAACAAACGGGUCAGGGCAGCAGUUCGUGCCAUUCCACCCGGCACCAAGAUGGAGGUUGUGACUGGAGACGGCGGUUGUUUAUUUCAUGCUUUUAGUUUGGCCAUGGCCACGACUACUGGCAAGUCGGCUGCGAAUGCCCUGACAUUGCGCUCUGAAGCAGUUGCGCAUCUGAAGAAGCACAAGGAACGUUAUUUGAAUGACUGCGACGGCGUGGCGCCUUGUGGACGUCGACUCUGGAGCCAGGUUGAAAGUGUUGAGGCUAAAGGCACGGCUUUUGAUACUGAUUUGAAGGAAGUCUCCUCACCCACCGCAUGGUCUGGUGAGCUCGAAGCUUCAGCUUUGGCGCGGAAAUGCAAUAUCAAAGUUGUCAUUGUGCCAAAAAAAUUGGACUUUGUCCCUGCAGCGCUGCACAAUGUUGGUACGCACGUUAUCGCUUUGUGGUUCUUAGGCGCCCACUUUGACGCCCUGGUUCCCGAGUCCGGCAGUGAAUUGCCUGAAGAUGUGCGAGCCGUCGAAGAGGGAGGUGUGAUGCCGGGGGUGGGGCUCCGGGGUGGUGUUCGAGGCAAGGCUUGGGACGAUUGCUUCUGGUACUCUGCCUUCUGCAAUUUGCUGGGCUACGGCGGUGAGUCGUUGUGUGGCCUCCUCGUCAUCAAGCAUGAGUCGGAGUGUGUCUGCUGUGAGGUGUACCAAAUGUCUUGCUCUUUGUGCUCGGCGCUCCGCAUCAGCUUCGGCAUUGUGCUGCCGUUGUUGGGCUGCAGGGGGUGGACUUGUUUGGCUGAGGAGAUGGGCCCAUUCCCCGGCUUCGAACUGCUGAAUGCGGUUCCGCCAAUCUGCCUUGGGCAACAGUCGUUGGCCGGGCUGCCUUUGGAGCAACAUUCGCGGCAACAGGAGGAAGAGUUUCCAUGCCCGUGUGGUUUCGUGUUCGGUGGUGGCAUCAAGAAUUGCCGCGCACGCAGUGGACAGAGCUUGGCGGACACGGCCGCGGAGGAACUGCGGGGGUUAGGUUUGACUGUGGCGCCCUCGCGCUGCGUUGCUGGCCUCAUCGAAGUUUGCAAAGACUCCCUUGUACAAUCUCUUUUGGUCUUCAGCUUCUAUGGCUUUGCUAGCGACAUGCAGGCAACUGGCGAUCUUUUGCGACAAGUACUCGAAGUGGUGGAACAAAGCGCCUUUGAUUCCUUGUGGUCCCAAGAAGCGUUUGACCAUGCUUUGACUACUGGACAAUUUGAUGAAGCGUGGAGGUGUUGCCGCAUGCUGGCCGAGUCCGUGGCGAUCAGGUUGAAUCUUUUUCUCUUCGGCAGCUGCGACGAUUGCAUCGCCGUUUACUUCAGCUCCGGAGAGAUCCUUUUGAUGCUCGCCUUAGACAUGCUGCAGUCGAAUGUGUGGAUUCUUUGGUUUGUAGCACUGCUCAGACUGAAACUUCUGCGCGAAUUGAGCAAUGGAAACAUCGACUUGUGGCAGACCCUGGCAAGCAACUGGGGUGGAUCCAACGCAAAGCUGCUCCUGGUCCUGACGAUUGGCAGGCAGAGGGAUUGUGUCCUCAGCCAUUUCCUUGAUGGCAUUGAUGUGGACUUUGCCGAAAGGGUUUUAACUCAUCUCCAAGCACCUCCUGACCUUGGUGUAUUGCUGAAGUCCUUCUACGGGCAGGUGAUUGGAGUGGAUGCCAUUGCUUACAUUGAUGAUCGCACCUUGUGGUCUUUGAGCUCAACAGGUGAUCAGGUGCAGCUACUUUCCAAUGCCCUCGAACAAAGCCGCGCCUUUGACCUGGCUUUCGGCUUCAAGUGCGGCAACUUGAAGUGUUCGGUGGCCAGUGCUUCUGUAUCUGCGGAUGUUUGCGACUUGGCUGUGCGUUUGGAUUACAGGCUCACCACCACUUUGGAAGCGUUGGGAGUGGCUCAUGACUUGUGCUGCAUUUCCCGCAAAAACCUCUUCAAGUUUACUGCGCAGAAGGCGCAAGUGCGCCUCAAGUUUGUGAAGGCAGUGCCGGGUUCCAUGCGACAGGUUGAAGAACGACUUUUUGCCAAAGUCGUGCAUGAACGGCCUGCUGCUCCCUCUUCUUCAAUUUUUGUGCAUUUUGUAGCAGAUGUGACGCGAUUUCUUGAUCGUGCUCUGCAAGGUGAUAAACAUAUUUUUGUGGCCACAGAUGGAGCGGCCAAACAUGGUGUCGCUGCUUUCAGUGUGGUGAUCCCUUCAGUCAAUUUUGCGGCUGCCACAGGGCCGUCUGGCGAAGAUCAAACGCCCUUCCGCGCAGAACUUGAUGCCCUGGGUGUUGUUUGCAAGGCUGCAUGCGAUGGAAGCGCCGUGCAAGUGCUAUGGGACUACAUGUGUGAAUGUCGUGCUACUCGUAGCCUUGGGUCCAACUUGCAGUCCUGGCACGAUGCUCGUGUUGCUGCUA